GCCAUCGAGAGACUCCAGACUAAACCAAAGCUGACGAAGCUAGGAUUUCAAAUGUGUCUCAUAAACGACCAUAAAAACGUCCAUGGAAACGCUCCGGUGCCCCUGCCUUCUGCGACGCCGCGGUGGAGGAAUCCCCGGCAGCCUGCCUUCAGCAGACGCGGGGCGUUUUCAGCCAGCUACUCCCAGCAGGCUCCUAGGGAUUUCCAGCCGCACCAGGGUAACUCCUGGAGGAAAAAAUACUCCCUUGUGAACCGACCGUCUGGACCGACUUGUCACGCCGGCAGCGCUGGAAGUGCGAGCACUUCGCAGGCUUUUGUAAGCCAAGGGGGCAGCCGGGCAACCGGGCCCCAAGGAGCAGCCCCAGAAAGGCACGUGGACUUGACUACAGAUGGUAAUAUAGUUGUUGGGAUCCAGCUGCCACGGAGGACUGGCCCGGUUGUAAACGCUAAAAGUUUUGCCGAAGUGAGCUCUUACUGUGAGGUUUCGGGGUUGAAAAAGGUGGCAGCUGUUCCGGACAGCAGUAAAAAUGUGCAGAAACACUCUAGUUCUCUGUACACGAGCCAAAAGGAUGAGAGAAAGCCCUCUUUCUCGGUUUCCUUUAGUUCCUCGUACCGAUCUGCGAGCUCAGUGCAACUGAACGUGUCGGACGUGCUGAGAACGGUGCAUCUGUCUGGCGAGGCGGCCCAGAGCACCGCCGCCUCCCGCAGAAGUGCCAGUGAAAGUGCCGUAACGCUUAAGUCGAAGCUGCAGCAGCCUUUGGCCGUGCCUGACCGCGAGCUGGGUUGCCGCUCGACGUGGAAGAAGCCAGAGCCGCCGGUUCCAGGGCAGUCUAGCUCUGAGCAGGUCCGAGAUGCUUUCCGAGAGCCAAAGCUCUUCGGAAACGCCGAGGCACGCUCCAAACCUGCUCAGGCUUCCACUUCGGCAGUGGGGAUGAAUCCAGUGAAGAGUCGAUUUGCAGUACUCUCCAAAGCGACCGGUCUCCAAAGGGCCACCUCAACAUCAGUCUCCAGCAAAGCUUUGAAAUUCAAGAAAACCAAUUACACGUGGGUUGCAAACCCUGGUAAAUGUUCGCGUACUGUGAAGAGGUGGAUCAGCCCUCGAGCUUCUGACAGUGCGAGGAAGCUCGCUGGCGGAGCAGACAAAGUGGCUAAGCUAUCGCCGAAAGGAGACUUGGGAGCAAAGCUGAAGAAAUCUGGACUGCAGCCCAAAUUGGGCGUUUCCCCCAGCAAGUAUAAAUGGAAAGCCUCCAGCCUGCAGACCUCUCCCUCCACCUCCAAGUCGGCGUUCAGGUGGCAGUCUGAGGACCAAAAAAAGGCUGGGGCCUCCAGCGCCUCUAGAGCCAGCCCUGCCCCGCCGCCUCCGAACGCCGCGUCUGUCGGUCACAGCGGGGUGAAGUCGUCCUUCGGUGAGGCUGCGCUUUCCGGUUAUAAAGUGAAGAGUCGGACAAAAAUCAUCAAGAGAAAAGGAUGCUCAGGUUCGCCAGCAGAUAAGAAGAGCAGCUCCUCUCCUACCACGCCUCUGAAAAGUCACUUCCAUCUCAGGAAGAAAAACGCCUUGCGGGGGAAACCUUCUGCGACGCUGAAACGUUCCUCACCCAAGGGCCUGGUGCAGAUCACCAAGCACAGACUGUGCAGGCUGCCGGCCACUCGGAUGCAGGUCUCUGGCAAGGAAGGUGCCAGUUUGCACUUUGUAAGGAGCCCCCCCGGCAGCAAGGUGAUAAAGACUCGUUACAGGAUAGUGAAGAAGAACGUGGUUUCUUCCUCAAGUUCGUUGUCGUCCUUCAACAGCCCGGUUCCCAACUGGAAGACGAGGCGCCUCGCAACAUCCAGAUCGCCGGUGUUAAACCAAACGCGCCCGUCGCCGCCGAGCAGCAAGUCGCAGCAAAUGCAGCAGCGCUGGCGGAGCAAAGGCUUGCGCUGCAUCGGCGGCGUGAUGUACAGGGUGUCGGCGAACAAACUCUCCAAGACCUCCAGCACUCCCGGCAGGAGCAGAGAGCAGAGCGCCAAGAGCCCCGGCAGAGCAGUGCCAAGAGGCUCAUUCUGCAGCCGCUACAUUGCCAGUCGUGCUGUUCAGCGGAGUUUGGCCAUCAUUCGUCAAGCCAAACAGAAAAAAGAGAAGAAGAAGGAAUACUGUAUGUACUACAACCGCUUCGGCAAGUGUAAUCGUGGAGAGAGCUGCCCCUAUAUCCAUGAUCCAGAGAAGGUGGCCGUCUGCACCAGGUUUCUCCGUGGCACGUGCAAGAAGACGGACGGGACGUGCUCGUUUUCCCACAAAGUUUCGAAAGAUAAGAUGCCCGUGUGCUCUUACUUCUUGAAGGGGAUCUGCAGCAACAGCAACUGCCCGUACAGCCACGUCUACGUGUCCCGGAAAGCCGAAGUGUGCCAGGAUUUCCUCAAAGGCUAUUGCCCCAUGGGAGAAAAGUGCAAGAAGAAGCAUACUCUGGUCUGCCCGGACUUCGCCAAGAAGGGUGUCUGCCCCAAGGGCGCCCAGUGCAAGCUGCAGCACCCGCAGAAGAAACGUCGCCCACGGCAGCCUGGUGCUGCCGGCAAUGCCGACCGCGGCCACCCCCCCUCCAAGUGGCGGCGGCUCUGCGAAGAAACGGGCAGGAACGAUACCGUGCAGCUCCAUGAUGAUGUGGCAACGCCGGGGCCCUCCAGCACAGAGCGAGAUGCAACGUUUUGGAGAGAUGCGGACCCAUCGCGGAGCAGCCGGCUCCAAAAGCUGCCGUCUUUCAUCUCGCUGCAGUCGCCCACCUCCCCCGGGGAAGAGACAUGCAAAGCUGAACGGGGAGAGGAUGAGCCUGUGGAAGAGCCAGGUAGGAAGCAGUUACUCCAGUUUUGUUCCCGCACCCGCCGGGCUGCGCCA
Messenger RNA from Struthio camelus australis, 2865 nucleotides. NCBI's taxonomy places the organism in Eukaryota, Metazoa, Chordata, Aves, Struthioniformes, Struthionidae. The record is from RefSeq and is a predicted model, not a curated record.